GCCAAUUAUCAACGACAAUAGACAUUUAUUUUGUCUAUAGUUAACAUGGCGGGUGAUGAAAGUGACAGUGAUCUGAAACCGUCCAGUGUAGCUAUAAUUAGAGAAGUAUAUGACAGUGAAAAUGCACAUAUUAAAUUUGAAAUGGAAUUGGAAAGAGCACUGGAGGCUGGAGUCAGUGUUAUCGUCAUUGAACCAGAACCACUUGGAGAAGAGACAGCUAGAUGGAUAUGUGUAGGAAAUCUUCUUCAUAAAGUUUCUGUUUACAGUGGACUGUGUAGCAUUACUUCAGGUAUUGUUUGGAGCUCACUGGCCUGCACUCCAUUUGGAGUAGUUUCAGUUCUAUGUGCUGGUUGUUAUACAUUAUCAUGGCAAUGGGAUCCCUGCUGUAAAUAUCAAGAAGAAAAAGAUCGCAGACAUUUGGCAACUCUGCCUGUUCUGAGUGAUCUUACAUCUGCAUCGCCAGUUGUCCUUGUACGCACAGAUAAUACAAGAAAAAUAUUAUUACAUAGCACUAUUUCUUUUAGCGCAGUUGCCAUCUGCCUGUGGCGAAUAUACAACAUUUUUAAAUAAAAUGUGUUAGGUAUAAUUUGAAUGCUUAAAAUCAGAAUAGGUGUUUUGUGCUUUACAAAAAUUAAAUUCUAUUCUAUGAUUGAAUUAAAAUAUUCUUAUGAUUAAAAUGUUUUAAUCAGUAAAGUAGAUUAAAAUAUUAGUUGUAGUAAGUUUCUUCUCAGCCUUGUGUAGAAAAUUGUUAUUAAAUAUGUUGUAUAAAAAAGGUUACAGUUAUUGUAUAUGUUAUUUAAUAUAGAAUUAGAUAAUUCCUGUACAAAGUAAUAUUUCUUUAUUCUUAAGGUUGCUUUAGGGAAAAGAGUUGUAACUGCAUUUUGUUGAAAUUACAUGAUACUUGUUAACAGUGGUAACAUGUUAAUAAGUGUCAAAGAAACAUAUCUUUUAUUUAGACCCAUAGAAAACUAUGUGAUCAAAUGAGUCUAUGCUUAUAAGAUUUUGUUUAAAAACAGCAUCCUUUGUAUUUAUAUUGUAACUAGCACUAGUAGGCUUAACUUUUCACAGAACUUUCCAGAUCUUUAUAUAUGCCACAGGCCACUUGUAUUUGCCAAAAUAGCAAAGCUGCCCAUUGACAUCUACAUAGUUGCAUUACGUACCUUUGACAGAGUAUUCGAGGUUAUUCUUGACAUUAUUUUGUUACUUUUUAUUUGCAUUUUGUUCGAGAAUGUGUUAUUUUAUAAAGUCAAAUUUCUGUUUUUGUUUACCGUUACAUAAAGGUAAUUAAGGGAUUAAUAACAAAUAACUUGUAUUCAUUUAUUUUAUUGCCAUUAUAUUUAUAACCAAAAAUGACAUCACCAGUAAGCUGUGCCCAUGCACUUUACACAAAUAAAAUCAGUGCUUACACCUUAUAAUUAUUCCAUUAUUUUCAUAUUUAAGAUAUAAUUAAAAUUAAUAGUGAACAUAAUCUUUAAAGAAAACAAAAUACAAUUUUUUUUUAUUUGGUUAGCAUUCACAGCUUCUUAACAUUUAUCACUAUUCCCUGACAAUGAAUAUAUUUUCUAUAAGAUCUACAAAUUCCACAUUAUGUUAGAAAAAUUCAAAGGUCAAUGAACAUCAUCCCAUCAAUAAAUUACUUAUUUUUU
Molecule: messenger RNA, 1646 nt
Organism: Papilio xuthus (Asian swallowtail)
Lineage: Eukaryota; Metazoa; Arthropoda; Insecta; Lepidoptera; Papilionidae
Gene: Pmi
Product: Transmembrane protein Pmi
Exons: 3
Coding region: 46-570 (174 amino acids)
Biological process (GO): inner mitochondrial membrane organization
Cellular component (GO): mitochondrial inner membrane
Source: RefSeq, a predicted model, not a curated record